Messenger RNA from Belonocnema kinseyi, 1067 nucleotides. RefSeq names its product probable signal peptidase complex subunit 2 (gene Spase25). Bases 160 to 741 code for a protein of 193 amino acids. Gene Ontology annotation, cellular component: membrane; signal peptidase complex. NCBI's taxonomy places the organism in Eukaryota, Metazoa, Arthropoda, Insecta, Hymenoptera, Cynipidae. Gene Ontology annotation, biological process: protein targeting to ER. The transcript is spliced from 3 exons. The record is from RefSeq and is a predicted model, not a curated record.
AUAGGAUAAGAGCGUUUGGAGUGGAGUGGAAGAAGUCAGAAGAUUGUAGAGAGUAAUUAAGAGUGACAGAGUUCGACGUCAGAAGUAGGUCGAAAAAGGCUUGACGUGUCCUGAAUGUACCAGUGCUAAAAACACAUUUCUUGAAAUAUUGUAGUCGAAAUGGCUGGCGGAAAAGAAUCAAAGGAGACUGAACCACCGGUGAUAAAAAUAAACAAAUGGGAUGGAUCGGCAGUGAAAAAUGCCUUGGAUGAUGCAGUUAAGGAAGUUCUCAUCAAGAAAUAUAAUUAUGUAGAAAAUUUUGCAUUGUUGGAUGGAAGAUUGGUAUUAUGUGGAGUGGCUGUUGGUGUUGCGCUGGUAGCACUGCUAUGGGACUUCCUCUACCCGUUUCCUACAUCGAAACCAGUUUUAAUUUCUUGCGUUUCCAUAUACUUUGUUUUAAUGGGGAUUCUAACCCUCUACACAACCUACAAAGAGAAAGGAAUAUUUUUAGUCGCUGUUCAGAGAGAUCCUGCGGGAUUUGACCCAGACGUAAUUUGGGAGGUGAGUUCGUAUAUGAAAAAAUACGACGACAAAUACAGUCUGGUUUUUGCCGUAAAGAGUGGCAAGAUAGCAAAUCAAGGCACAGUCGAGAAAUCAGUAGCGAACUUUAUUGAUGUCAAUGGCGUCGUCAUUCCAGAGUUGGUCGAGGCUGUCGUGAAAACGAUACACGACAGUCUUACCAUUCAACGAAAAGAGAAAUAAGUUUUAAAAGCACAAUGAACGAAGAAAUAUUUAUUAAAGACUGUUUAUGGGUAUUCCAGCACCUAAGUACAGAAGCUUGGUUCUAUAAAUCGGAAAAAAGCGAAUUUGCACGAGGUCAUCGCACAAUAAAAGUGGAAGACAAUUCUUCGAUAUUGAAUGUGGUGUCGCUCGAGCAGACAUUUUGUACCAACGUCCUUCAGUUUCUGAUUUCUUGGUUCUUGUUUCAUUUUGACGAAUUUGAAGUCUCGUUAGCAGUGAAUGGUGUGAAUUUGUAUUGUGUUUGUUUUGUUGUAAAAAUUAUUACUAAAUACAAAAAUUUUACUGAA